Molecule: messenger RNA, 5678 nt
Organism: Ixodes scapularis (black-legged tick)
Lineage: Eukaryota; Metazoa; Arthropoda; Arachnida; Ixodida; Ixodidae
Gene: retm
Product: SEC14-like protein 1
Exons: 14
Coding region: 410-2542 (710 amino acids)
Cellular component (GO): cytoplasm
Source: RefSeq, a predicted model, not a curated record
GGCAGACUUUUUAUUAAUUACCGUUGUGCUGCUUGCUUGUGCAUGACUGCUUGUGUGGGUUGUUAGCUCUCGGUGGUUGUGGAUGGUCUCCGUAUUACAGGACCUCUGAGCAAACGCAUCGAAAUCUCGGGCACAAUGUUGGACGAUAUCGUCGUGAGGUGGUCCGUCACCGACUCCACUAGCGGCGUUCCCAAACAAUGCGGAACUACGGCGGUGUUUUCGGGCUACGGUCUAGCAGCCUUUUAGGGCUAUAAUCCCCCCGCCUCCGUGUGAGUGUAGAUCCCAGUGCAUCUAAUCAAGUCACAUGCCGGAUUAAGGCUCUGGAUUAACGCGUCGUCGGCUGAUCCUUCCUCCGCUUCCUUCGAAUCUUCCGUUUUGUCCACCGCACCGACGACAAAUCGGCCCCAAGAUGGUUCAGAAGUACCAGUCGCCAGUGCGUGUUUACAAGUACCCCUUCGAGUUGGUGAUGGCGGCGUACGAGCGCCGUUUCCCGACCUGCCCGAUGAUCCCCGUCUUCCUGGGGAGCGAUACCGUGAUGGAGUACAAGAGCGAGGACGGCGCGGUGCACAUCAUAGAGCGACGCUGCCGCCUCAACGUCGAGGCCCCCUACCUCCUCAAGAAGAUCAUUGGCGUGGACUUCGUCUACUUCAUCCAGAAGAACUCACUCGACCGUAGGGCGCGGGUGCUCAAGAUCGACGCCCACAACGAGAGCUUCUCCAGCCGCGUGGGCAUCAACGAGAACUGCACAUAUUCGGUUCACCCUGAGAACCCGGAAUGGACCUGCUUCGAGCAAAGCGCGUCUUUGGAUGUCAAGUCCUUCUUCGGGUUUGAGAAUGCCGUCGAGAAGCUGGCCAUGAAACAGUACUCCCAGAACAUCUCCAAGGGCAAAGAGAUCAUAGAGUACUACAUCAAUGAGCUUCACAAGGAAGGCAUCACCUACCUGCCCCCGUUUCAAGAGAAAGACGGCAGCGGGGACGCAGACCGACCCGCCGUUGAGGCCGUCGCUGUCAGGAGGAGGUCGGCCGGGGAGAAGGCGGCGCCACCGUCUGCCGCUGCAGCUGCCGAGGCCCCGUCUGCUCAAGAUGCCAACCUGAAGUUGGAGUCUGAGUACAUUGAGCGCUGCCUGGGAGCACUCACCCCGUACCAAGAGUCCUGCCUGGUCAUGCUCCAGAAGUGGAUUGCCAACGCUCACCAGGGCAAGGUGCCAAGCGACCAGACGCUGGUCCGCUUCCUGCAGGCGCAGGACUUCAACCUGGAGAAGGCAAGAGAGAUGCUGUGCCAGUCCCUGGUCUGGCGCAAGAAGUACCAGGUGGACCGCAUCCUCAGCACCUACGACCUGCCCCAGGUCGUCAAGGAGUACUUUCCGGGGGGCUGGCACCACCACGACAAAGAUGGACGUCCCAUGUACGUCUUGCGUUUGGGACAAGUGGACAUGAAAGGGUUCAUCAAGUCCAUCGGUGAACAGGGACUCGUCAAGCUGACCCUGCAUCUCUGCGAGGAGGGUCUCAAGCGCACCGAAGAAGCCACCCUAAAGACAGGCAAACCGAUCAGCUCGUGGACGUGCCUGCUGGAUCUGGAGGGACUGAACAUGCGGCACCUGUGGCGACCGGGCAUGCGUGCCCUGCUGCACAUCAUCGAGAUGAUGGAGGCCAACUACCCGGAGACCAUGGGGCGCUGCCUGGUGGUACGGGCACCCCGGGUGUUUCCCAUCCUCUGGGCCCUGGUGGGUACCUUCAUCAACGACAACACCCGGGCCAAGUUCACCUUCUUUGCCGACGGGAACCACACACCCACGGGGCUGGCCGAGUUCCUGGACCCGGCCCACGUGCCGGACUUCCUGGGGGGGCCCUGCCAGACCUCGAUACCGGAUGGCGGCCUGAUCCCCAAGAACCUGUACAUGUCGGAGGAGGACUACGAGCGGGAGAAAGCAGACGGGAUGCACCUCUUCGACGACACCAUGUACCACUCGGUCAGCCUGGCACGAGGACAGGUGCAUGAGGUGGUGCUGAACGUGAGUGACCAGGGCAGCGUCAUCUGCUGGGACUUCGACAUCAUGAAGGAGGAUGUGGUGUUUGCUGUGCACCACACGACCCGGGAGCUGCCACCUCCCGAGGCGAGCGAGGGGGAGGGGGACGGGGAGGGAGAGGAGCCCGUGGGGUGCGCACACUCCCCGCUGCCCCUGGCCAUGCUCACCCUGGACACCCCUCCCUCGCUGCUGCCCAAGACCUGGGUCGCCGGCGUGGAUUACCGCACCGUCGAGCCGCCCAUCACCUGCCACGACGGAGAAAGUGUCCAGGGCUCUCACGUGACGAGCACGGCGGGGACGUACAUCCUCCAGUGGCGCCACCUGGAGGGGCCGCAGCACCACUCUUUCGAGUUCCCCCUGGCUCCGCACAAGGCCAAGGUCAUGUACUACUACGAGCUGCUCAAGGGGCACGACUAUCGUGGGUCGGUGUCAAGCCUGCAGUCGUCGCACAGCGGCAACACUUGCAACUCAUCGAGCGACCACUCCUCGGCGCUGAGCUCGUGCCCGUCCAGGUGAUAGCGGUGACGGGCAGCGGUCACCAUUGAUCACUACCCCCCGUGUGCGGUGCGUGCACCCAGCACUGUCUCCGUCACACCCCCUGGAGUCGGACCUACGUGCGAACGGAGCUCAAACGAUGCGCGACUCCCGUUAUCGGGAGCAACGCGUGUUUUUCCUCGUCGUCUCACGAGUCUUUCUGCAUGGUCCGGCGGGAUCUUGAAGCCGGCCAAACGUUGCGGAAACUUUGGGGGGGCGUUGCCGCAUUGUUGUUGUGUUUGGACCAAGCAAGGUGCUUUCCCGUGGCAUAGGGAUUCGCCCCCCGGUUUUUGGGACAGCUCGACUUCGAAGUUUUGUCGCCAGGAGUCGUGCGAGCCAUUACGUACGAGCCAUUACAUCCGAGUGGCCGUUUUAGAAUGCUUUAAAGUGGGCACAAUCUUUUCGUUGGGUGUGGGAUUUUUUUUUUUCCGUUUUAGUUUGUUUCUAGCUUUGUGUAUAUACGCUGCUAAAGUUGUGAAGAGUAGGCCUCCCGGUCUGUUACGUUUUGAGGUCGCCACAUUUUUCUCUUUCCGAAUCUUUAGCGUUUGGGAGAACCUUCAAUCUUGGAGCCCGACGUGACGUUUACGUAAACGCCAUCCAUUUUUUUUUCCAUCAUUCGUCGGACUCCCAUAAAUAGGAUUGUUCUAGCGCGAUUCAAUGACGGAACCGUUUUCUCGAGACAUUGUUUCGCGGCCGUUUUGUCGAGUUACGACUUGAAGUCCCCUUUAGGGACUACGGCAGAGAAGCCCCUCUGUCACCGAACAGGCUUGCAGACGACCGUCGUUUUUGAAACCAAAAAGAGGGGUAAACGAAGCCUUAGGUGAGAGCUGUCGUUUCGGUGCGAACCUCUGAUGCAAGAAGAAACACGUCAGAGGGUACUUGGAGAUCCGCAUGCACGACGACGCUGCGAGGAGAGGUGGUGCUGAGAUUCAAAGUAUUUUCUAGCCUAGGCUUAGGAUUGUGGGAGUGGAAACGGUUGUGCAAACUAAACAGCUUCGGCUCUUUCUCAAGAGUGUCGGGUAGUGGAAUCUAAGGCUUUGCUGACUCACCGAAGCCUGUUUUGCGAACCUCAGCGUCGCCGUUUCCAUAGGCUAGGAGCUUGCAAUUUCAAACGAUUUGUUGAACUACGUCCUGACAAUGUACGUAGGCCGUCGACGAGCCUGGCUGUUGUUCUGACCCUCGACACCAUGGAUACCUUCGUCGGCGUUGACUUUUGGUCGGUUCAUCAUUGUUCGUGUUGUACACGUUACCAUCAUUGCCGUCGGCAUAGGUCUCUGGACUAAAUACCUCGUAGCAACAUUAUCCAGAGACGAAUUACGUGCUAGCCGACGUGGCUCUCCUCAGCGCCAGAUUUAAGCAAUCCAGGUUUGGCGGUUUUCGGUUUGACAUGCGGGACUGUCAUUGCCAACAACCCUCAUCGAUGAUGGGUGCCCUUGUCUUCACGGAUCAUAGCAACCUGUUAGCUUAAAUAGGUUAGUUUUGGUUAAGCCUAACCCGAUAUAUUAGGCUUAACAUAGUGCUAUGCCAGGCUUAAUUAAUGGGUUAGGCUUAGCAUUGCAUUAAGCCUAACCUCUCAGGUUAGGCUUAGUGCUGCAUUAAGCCUAACCUCUUAGCUUGGUUAGGCUGUGUGACACUGUGCCAUGCCUAACGUGUUAGGCUCAGUGCUGCUGUAAGCACAACCUGUUAAAAAAGGCUUAGUAUAGUGCCAUACUAGGCCUAAAAGGUUAGCAUUGCAUGAAGCCUAACCUGCUACUUUAGGCUUAGCACAGCAUUGACUCCCUGCAUAGCUAUCAUACCAUUUCAAUAAGCAGUCUUCCAAUGGUGCUAUUAAAACCGACUCUCAGGCUAAACCUAGAUCAACCCUGGCGGUUUUCCUUUGGUGCCAACAAUUGUGUUUUGCCCGUUUUUUUCUUUCACUAUUUUUACGGCGAGUUCCGCAUCUACCGCUUGAGCAAGAUAGGUGGUUGGUUUUAUAUGGCUUUACUCUGUUUUUUGCUUUCUUUUCUUGGCGGCCGUAUCUUUCACUAUGAUUCUUACUGCAGAGGUGGUUGGGACAACGACAACAACCAUCUCUUUUGGUGCGCAUUGGAAACGGUGGCUUUUUGCACUUUGACGUUGCUCUCUAGGUCGGUGCUUCCAUUUUUGAGUCAAAUCGGCUAGGCAGCAAUGACGUCAGCUGUUUUCUUACCUGCGACAUUGCCGUCUUUGUGGGUCUACUACGUACCAUGCUACGAGCACAUUCCUGUAUAGCACUGAUUUACACUUUGGAUGACCGGGCAGUUUGGGAACCGCAUGCUUUUGUGGACGGGGAGUCCUCGCAUGCUCCAGUGGAGUGCCGCAGCACUCUGGCAGGAGUCAGCGGCAUCCGUCGUCCGCUUGGAAGGAGAGCGCCGCCAUUUCGUUUUCCAGUUUUACGUCCGACGUAGCGGCGCUUUAUCGACGGACCGCUUCGUGUGGUUUUGGUCUGGAAUACCGAGUCUUUGGUAGACGUCUCCAUCCCACAUAUCCUUUUCGUUUUUAGCUUUACGGCAAUAGGCCCCUUUAGAAAUGUGGGCCAUCGUUACCGGCAGUCAAUUUUUCGGGCACCGAUUUGCCCACUUGAAGGUAUAUGGUGACUAGCCUAAAAGAAGGCGGAGAAUAGUCGACCAAUUCUGUUUACAUAGUUUGUCUUGAUGCCGCAGUAGUGAAAUGCAAAAAUGCAUUGUCCAAAUAUUGUAUCAUCGAGCAUUGCACAGGGGAAAUUCUGUUGCUGGUGUUACGUUGUAACCGACGUUUGUUUUAGUUACUCUUUCUUUUAUUUACAAGCGAGCGUUCAUCAAUGAAAAAAAAAACAUCUUUAUAGCUACUUUGUGUAACCCUGUUGAAAGUGCUUUCCGAAUCAAACUCCUUCCCUCCAGAAAUUUACCCGUUUCCCAGUUUCCUCCCCACUUCAGUAUUUUUGUAUAAUUGUACUUAAGAAACUAUUUAUUAUUGAGAGUGCGGAGUUGUUUCUCUUUGAGAGCGGUGUGCGGGCGCGGCGUGAAACGCUUCCCGGUGCAAUGAGUAGGCAUGUUGGGAGGGCAUGUGCGUCUGUACGAGAGAUGGAAUACUUUAAAUAAAGCAGUCAGUGUAUUUUUCA